Messenger RNA from Manihot esculenta (cassava), 3016 nucleotides. RefSeq names its product pre-rRNA-processing protein ESF1. Lineage: Eukaryota; Viridiplantae; Streptophyta; Magnoliopsida; Malpighiales; Euphorbiaceae. The transcript has 7 exons. The coding region runs from base 158 to 2398 and encodes 746 amino acids. The record is from RefSeq and is a predicted model, not a curated record. Gene Ontology annotation, biological process: rRNA processing. Gene Ontology annotation, cellular component: nucleus. Gene Ontology annotation, molecular function: RNA binding.
UUCCGUCAGAGCAACGGGCUUAAACGAAUUGGGAAUAAGGGUAAUUUCUGCGUCCAAACACCAUCCGUCAUCUUUUCUAAAUUUCAGCCGACGAACUUAAACCCUGAUAACCAGAACGAUAAGCCCCAAAAAUUUCUGUGCAGCCAGUUCACUUCCAAUGGGUUCCAAAAACACAGAUUAUAAGGAGAGUAAGGAAAAGAAGAAGAAAAACAAACCAACGAAAGAUUUGGAUGCUAAAAACAACGACAAAAUCCACCAUGAAGGCGGCGGCGGAAGGAAGAUCAUCGCAGACCCUCGAUUUGCAUCAGUACACUCAGACCCUCGGUUUCAGAAAGUUACUAAGCAAAAGUCCAAGGUCGCAAUCGACUCUCGCUUCAACCGCAUGUUCACGGACAAAAAUUUUGCUUCCUCUUCUGCAAAAUUAGACAAACGUGGUAAGCCUAAGAAGCACAAGUCGGAAAGUUCUUUGCGCCAUUACUAUCGAAUUGAAGAUGAAGAAGGAGAAGAUAAUGAUGAUAGAAUGAAAGAGAUAGAGAAGAAAUUGAAGAUCGUGAAUGAUAAGGAUAACAGUGGAGAGGAAGUAGAAGAAGAAAGUGAGGAGGAACUAGAGAAAUUGGAUCUCGCAGCAGAAGGAAGCGAGUCGAGUAGUCAAUCUGAGGCGUCGGACUCGGAGGUUGACGCGGAGUCCACUACUGAUGAGGAGGAUGAGGAGGUGUUUUAUGAGGAUGAUUUGUCUGAAGUAGAGGUGGAAAAUAUACCAACAAUUGAAGAUGGAACCCGCAGGCUUGCCAUUGUUAAUAUGGACUGGAGACACGUUAGGGCUGUUGACUUGUAUGUAAUACUACGCUCAUUUCUUCCAAAAGGAGGAGAAAUUUUGUCUUUGUCUGUCUAUCCAUCUGAAUUUGGUCUUCAGCGUAUGAAAGAGGAAGAGCUUCAUGGUCCUGUUGGCUUAUUUGAUGACGAGAACAAGGAUGGUGAUGGUGGCAGUGAUGAUGAUGAUGAGAUUGACGAGGAGAAAUUGCGUGCUUAUGAGAAAAGUAGGCUGAGGUACUACUAUGGUGUAGUGGAAUGUGAUUCUGUAUCAACAGCAGAACACCUAUACAAAGCUUGUGAUGGAGUUGAGUUUGAAAGAUCUUCUAAUGUUUUUGAUCUUAGAUUUGUUCCUGACUCUAUGGAAUUUAAACAUCCACCUCGUGAUGUUGCAACGGAGGCACCAGCAAGCUAUGAGGGAUUGGAUUUCCACACCAAAGCACUGCAGCACAGUAAUAUUCCUAUUAGUUGGGAUGAAGAUGAACCACAGCGUGUCAAGACCUUGAAACGAAAAUUUAAUGCUGACCAGCUGGCUGAGUUGGAGUUGAAGGAGUUCUUAGCUUCUGAUGAGAGUGAAAGCGAUGAGGAUGAAAAUGAUGCUGCCAUUGCAGAGGGUGAAUCAAAUAAAAAGAGUAAAAAACUGGAUAAGUACCGUGCUUUAAUCCAGUCUGCUGAUGGUUCAGAUGUAGAGAAUGAGGAUGAAGGGCAGGAUAUGGAGAUUACUUUUAACACUGGCUUAGAGGAUAUAAGUAAGCACAUUCUGGAAAAAAGGGAUAAGAAAUCAGAAAGUGUUUGGGAAGCACAUCUCAGGGAAAAGCGUGAGAAGAAGAAGGCUCGAAAAAAGAGAUCCAAGUAUUCAUCAGAGGACGAGAGUAGUGAUGCUGAUGAAGAAAAAGAAGAACCUGAUGAUUUCUUUUUUGAAGAACCAGCUAUUAAAAAGGGAAAGAAGGAAUGUCGAGCUAAGAGCGACAAAGAAGGAAAGAAACACCAGUAUACAGAUAAGGAAGCAGAAGCAAGCAGAGCAGAGCUUGAGUUGUUACUUGCUGAUGAUAAUGGGGCUAAUAAUGGUGUAAAGGGAUAUAAUUUGAAACAUAAAACAGCAAAGGGUAAAAAGGAAAAACAAGUGUCAGAUGAGAACAAAAUACCAACUGGUGACUAUGAUGAUCCACGGUUUUCAGCUCUCUUCACUUCACCUCUAUUUUCAUUGGAUCCUACAGAUCCACAGUUCAAAAGAAGUGCUGCUUACGCUAGGCAGAUGGCGUUGACGCAGCAAAAGGGUGAUCAGCUAGAACUGGAAGGGGGGCAUAAGAAACGGCCGACAAAAUCUCAGGUACCAGCUAAUGAGCCAGAUGCAAACAUAAAGGAGCAGAGGAGUUCCGAUGUUUUGCCAUCAAAGAAAGAGAAAUAUGAGAUAUCAUCAUUGGUAAAGUCCCUUAAGAUGAAGUCCAAGCAAAUCCAUUUGCCCUCUAAUGGCAAAACAAAGAAAGAAGAAAAAUUUCAACCUAGAGGUGCAAAAGAAAUGGAGAAGCCUGAGCUUGCAACCUUGGUCCAAUCAGUGAAGAAGAAGGCCAAAGCUGUGCAAAAAUGAAAAUUUUGUCUGUUUCCUAUUAUCUAAAUAUUGCAUGAGAGUAAUAGCUGUGGAACUGGAGGCAGAGGCAUCAGCAAAACAAUCCAGGUCCAUAUUGAGCAAAUUUUGGUUUUAACCUAAAAACUAAACCUGUUUAAUUCUAUUUUUCGGUUUGGUCUUUUGACUAAAUGAUUCAGUUAUUAUGUUAGUGAAUAUUUAGUCAUUCAGGUUGGUUAUUUCUGAAACCAAAAGAAAAAUUGAAUAGAACCAAAUAUCAUCUGUUACGUCAUUUAGAGUUCUUAUGUAUGCCUAGAUCCCUACUUUUUGCCCCUCAAACGUCUCUCAACUUUCUAAAUCACCUCAGUAUCUCUGUCAUGUCUAAGCGAAGUCUCGGCAUCAACCACUUCUCAAUGGAUAUUUUCUCUCCACAAAGCAAAAUCAAGCAGUCUAUCUCCAAGGGUUUUCUAUAGUUUCACAUUUGCACUAACGUUAAAGAGUUUAGAUAUGCAAUUUCAAUUUCCUUGGUUGUUUUUGGUGUUAAUUUGAUUUGAGGAUUAUGUAAGUUUUAAAAUCCCUAUAAUGUAAACUCUAUGUUAUUAAAUCCUUGUAAUUUAAGCUUUAUGUUAUUUUUUAUAUCAA